Molecule: messenger RNA, 2384 nt
Organism: Colletes gigas
Lineage: Eukaryota; Metazoa; Arthropoda; Insecta; Hymenoptera; Colletidae
Gene: Mocs1
Product: molybdenum cofactor biosynthesis protein 1
Exons: 7
Coding region: 408-2066 (552 amino acids)
Biological process (GO): Mo-molybdopterin cofactor biosynthetic process
Molecular function (GO): cyclic pyranopterin monophosphate synthase activity; metal ion binding; GTP 3',8'-cyclase activity
Source: RefSeq, a predicted model, not a curated record
GGAGAUGGGCAUGAAACCGUCGUUUAGCGCCAUUUUGCUUGAGUCGGCACUGGAGUCUAGAAAAUAUAUACAAUGCACUAUUCAAUAGUUUACGUGGCAAAUUAUUGAAAUUUGAAGCAUGCACAAGCUGCUAGAUUGAUACGAGUUAUCUUAAUGAUGGUUCUGUCAAGCUCAAGGACACGGAUAAGCGAUCGUCGUCGCUGUUCCAAGAAUGAGUUUGCAGGCACAACAUAUAACACAGUUCUAAUAAAGCUACCGAAUAGAUGAGUACUUAACGGCACCCAUCUUGGGAGAUAAUUUCUAUAAGUUUUUCACUUUUUAUGUAGGAACAGUAUUAUAUAGAACAUUUCUCAUUGCACGUAGGGGUUACAAAUUCUUGUCUUUUUCACUUGUCACGUGUUAUUUAAAUGUUUCGGAAGGUACACACCGUUAAAGCGAUUUUGAGUGCUGUGCAUUCAUCUACAGAGGCAUUCACUGCACCAAAUGCAUCACCCAGAGUGCAGCGGUUUAGAGAAUUAUUAAAUAAAAACAGCGACAAUGACAUACUCACGGAUUCUUUUGGAAGGCAUCAUACCUAUUUGCGUAUUUCUGUCACGGAACGUUGUAAUCUUCGAUGUUUGUACUGUAUGCCGGCAGAAGGAGUUAAGCUGACAAAGAAUGAAAAUAUUUUAACAAUAGAGGAAAUAAUUAAAGUAGCUGAACUAUUUGUAAAGGAGGGUGUACAUAAAAUACGUUUAACAGGUGGUGAACCAACAGUUCGAAAAGAUAUUGUAGAUAUUAUUGCCGGCUUGAAACAGUUACCUGGCUUGAAACAGGUUGCCAUUACUACCAAUGGCUUAACAUUACCACGUCAGUUACCAUCCCUUCAACGAGCAGGAUUAGAUGCAAUAAAUAUUUCACUAGAUACAUUGAAAGAAAAUCGUUUUGAGCAGUUUACCCGUAGGAAGGGUUGGCCUAGAGUUAUAGCCGCGAUAGACUUGGCUAUCCAAUUGGGUUAUAAUCCUACAAAGAUAAACUGCGUGGUAAUGAAAGGUUUUAAUGACAACGAAUUGGUUGAUUUUGUAAACUUAACGAAAGAUCGCCCGGUCGAUGUACGUUUCAUCGAAUAUAUGCCCUUUCAAGGGAAUAAAUGGAAUGAAAAUAAAAUGGUUUCCUUCGAUACUAUGAAAAAAAUGAUUAGAGAUACGUAUCCCGAACUUCGACGUCUUCCGAACGAGUACAACAACACUUCUAAAGCAUACCACGUCCCUGGAUUUGUAGGGCAAAUCGGAUUUAUCACGUCGAUGAGCGAGCAUUUCUGCAGCUCGUGCAACCGAUUACGAAUUACGGCGGAUGGAAAUUUAAAGGUCUGUUUGUUCGAGGGUGAAGGAGAGGUGUCGCUUCGGGAUGCUUUACGCAGUGGAGCGUCCGACGACGUUUUGAAAGAAAUGAUCGGCACCGCGGUGCGACGUAAAAAGAAACAGCACGCCGUUGAAAAGAAACGCGUAUACGUCGGAAGACAUAAAUAUUGGCGAGAGAACGCGCGGCGUGAAUAUUUCGGGCGCGCGGUUUUUCGGUUUCAGAAUUGCACGAGCGUAAGAAUGUUCUCCUCGCUGUCGCACGUGGACGAAAGUGGCAAAGCGAGCAUGGUGGACGUCGGUUCGAAAGCCAUAACCAAACGUAUCGCGAUAGCGAGAGGAUUCGUUCAGGUCGAUUCGGUUAUAAGCAAAUUGAUAGCCAAAAAUAAUGUUAAGAAGGGGGAUGUGCUGUCCGUAGCACAAUUGGCAGGCAUUAUGGGUGCCAAACGCACGCCAGAUUUGAUACCGUUGUGUCAUCCGCUCUCGUUAUCCUACGCAAACGUGCAAUUACGUUUGAACGAAGAAUUGCAUCGAGUGGAGAUCACGGCGGAAGUCAGAUGCACCGGAAAGACUGGCGUGGAAAUGGAGGCCUUAACGGCCGUGGCUAUCGCUGCAUUAACAGUUUACGACAUGUGUAAAUACGCGGCCUCCCCGAACUCGAUGAAAAUAAGCGACGUAGAGUUGGUUUCGAAAACUGGCGGUACAAAGGGUGAUUUUUAUAGGGAUUGAAUAUCUUUCUACCGUUUGUACGAGUGUCGUAUACCCAGAGUAUUCGGUAUUAUAUUACGCAACACUUGGUGCUCUUGCAUUUACAUAUUUUACCAUUGAUUCGAUUGUUACAACGUACAAAUUUUAUUUAGUUAUGCAUCCGUAUACGAUGCAAAGUUUUACAUAAGUUUACAUGUAAUAAUGUAUUAUAUAAUGUACCUGAACGAGUAUGGGAAAUAUGGGAAUUAGAAUAGUACUAUGCGUGCUUAACGGUACCAUAUAUUUGUCGUUUAUCCGGUGAUACAAUAUAUUCCUCUACGUGUAUGCGUACAAUCAUUU